Molecule: messenger RNA, 7203 nt
Organism: Colletotrichum chrysophilum
Lineage: Eukaryota; Fungi; Ascomycota; Sordariomycetes; Glomerellales; Glomerellaceae
Product: Type I Iterative PKS
Exons: 6
Coding region: 1-7203 (2400 amino acids)
Biological process (GO): fatty acid biosynthetic process; secondary metabolite biosynthetic process
Molecular function (GO): phosphopantetheine binding; fatty acid synthase activity; 3-oxoacyl-[acyl-carrier-protein] synthase activity
Source: RefSeq, a predicted model, not a curated record
AUGGCUGAGCCUCUUCCCGAACCUAUUGCUGUUAUUGGCUUGGAUGCCAAGCUGCCUUGCGACGGAGACAGCGUUGAAAAGUUCUUUGAUUUUCUUGUUGCUGGAAGAUCCGCGCAAGCCCCCGUGCCAGCAGAUCGAUACAACGCGGAAGCCUUCUGGCAUCCCGACAACCACAGAGAUGGAGUUAUUGGCGGAAAGUUGGGACACUUCAUGCAGGCCAACGUGAAGGCGUUUGAUGCCCCCUUCUUCGCAAUGACGCCCGCAGAGGCGGCGAGCUUAGAUCCCCAGCAGCGCAUGCUCCUCGAGUGUGUCUACACAGCCAUGGAAAAUGCUGGCUACACUAUGCGCGACAUGGCUGGCUCACCAACUGGUGUCUACGCGGGAGCUUUCAUGUGGGACUACCGUGAUCUUAUGAUCAAGGACACAGAUACCCCAAUGACUUACACGGCAUGUGGCACAAUCGCCAGUACGCUGGCUGGACGUUGUUCAUGGUUCUACGAUCUCAGAGGACCUGCUCUCAGUGUCGACACCGCCUGCUCCAGUAGUAUGGUGGCUCUUCACCAGGCUGUCAUUGGCCUGAAGUCACGAGACUGUAAUAUUGCCAUUGCCUGCGGCACCAACGUGCUUCUUUCCCCUGAAAUGGGUCUGGAGCUGAAUGGUCUUGGUGUUUUGGACCCGGCCGGUGCCUCAUACAGUUUCGACAAGAGGGCAAACGGCUACGGAAGAGGUGAAGGUAUCGCUGCUGUCGUCCUGAAAAGGAUGUCCGAUGCCAUUCGCGAUGGAGACACUAUUCGUGCCGUUAUCCGCAAUUCUGGAUGCAACCACGACGGUCACUCGCCCGGUCUUACCGCCCCCGCGAAGGAGGCUCAGGCUGAGCUUAUGCGCUUGACGUAUGCCCAAGCCAAGCUUGACCCCGCAGACACGCGCUUCUUCGAGGCCCACGGAACCGGCACCAACGUCGGUGACCCAACGGAGGCCGGCGCCAUCAGUGAAAUGUUCUCUCAGUUCCGCUCGGCCGAGGAGCCUCUUCACAUUGGUGCCCUCAAGAGCAACAUCGGACACACUGAGGGUAACUCCGGUAUUGCGUCUUUUAUCAAGGGCGUUCUGUGCGUGGAGAAGGGUAUCAUUCCUGCGAACGCAUGGUUCGAGGAAGUAAACCCCAAGAUUCCAGCCGAGUGGCAUCUUAACUUCCCGACGAAGGCCAUGCUGUGGCCCCAGACCAAGACUGGCGUUCGCCGAGUCUCCAUCAACUCUUUCGGUGUUUCGGGCACCAACGCCCAUGUCGUCUUGGAAGAUGCGCUCACCUUCCUGAGAGAGAGCGGCCUCGAGGCGCCUCACAGGACCAUCGAAGCGCCCCAGCUGCCAGGCACAUCCUUUAUCAAGGCACCUCCUGUCAUCAACGGCUCUCUCUUCUCUCCUCAGUUGUUUGUCUUCAGCAGUCACGACCAGGAUGGUAUUGCUCGUCUUGCCGACUCCUACAAGACCUACCUGCCCAACAUGACUGAGUCCCUGUACAAUCUCAGCUACACCCUGGCAGCCAAGAGGUCAACAUUCAACUGGCGCACCGCGGUCGUCGCCAGCUCGUCAGUGCAGUUGGAGAAUGCCCUGGCUGAAGGUCAACAAGCUACGCGCGUUGUCGCUGACCCCGGCGUCGCGUUUGUGUUCACUGGCCAGGGCGCCCAGUGGGCUCGCAUGGGCAAGCAGCUGAUGCACUACGAUGUCUACCGGGCAAGCAUCGAGCGCGCUGACGCGUACCUGAAGACGCUGGGAUGCGAGUGGUCCGCGAUUGAGGAGCUCGAGAAGACUGCCGAUGAUUCUCGCGUCAACGCCGCCGAGUUCUCGCAGACUCUCUGCACCGCUCUCCAGGUCGCUCUGGUCGACCUCCUCAACGAUUGGGGUGUCAACUUCCGUGCUGUUGUCGGCCACUCUUCCGGUGAAAUCGCGGCCGCCUACUCUUCUGGCGCGAUCUCUCAGGAGAGUGCUUGGCGUAUUGCGUACUGGCGUGGUAAGCUGUCCGCCAAGCUGGCCAACUCGCCGGAGCAGCCGAAGGGUACGAUGGCUGCUGUCGGCCUGUGUCUCGAGAAGACGCAGGAUGCCAUUGACCGCGUCAACAAGACCGGUUUUGAGUCUGUCGGCAAGCUCACUGUUGCUUGCAUGAACAGCAAGACCAGCCACACUGUCAGCGGAGACGUUGCGCAGAUCGAGGCCCUUGUCGACAUGCUCAGCGCGGAGAAGGUCUUCGCCCGCAAGCUGAAGGUUGAGAUGGCGUACCACUCGAGAUUCAUGGACCCCAUUGCCCAGGAGUACACCGAGUGCAUUGGAAAGAUCCAGCCUGGUUCUGAGGCCUCUGGAGUGCAGUUCUUCUCGUCCGCAUACGGAACGCAGAUUCAACCCUCUAGGCUGCGCGACGCCGGCUAUUGGACCAAGAAUCUCACCUCCCCCGUGAGAUUCAACGAGUCGGUGACGGCUAUGCUCCAAGCCUUGUCCGAGCCCAACGCCGAUGGCAACCAGUCACCUCUCAUCACCGACCUCGUCGAAGUCGGACCCCAUGCGGCUCUGCAGGGACCUCUGCGCAACAUCGUCCAGGACGUUAGAGUCAACGGUGAUGUGAAGUACCACCACCUUCUCAAGCGUGGCGAGUUUGACGUGGAGAUGGCCAUGGCCGGAGUUGGAUCCCUGUUCACUCGUGGCAUCCAGGUCGAUCUUCUGAAGGUCAACCACGUCCCCGGAGCCAAGCCGCUGAUGAUGAUUGAUCUCCCUCGCUACCCCUUCAACCACACUCGCGAGUACUGGAACGAGUGCCGUCUCAGCAGAAACUUCCGCUUUCGCCCUUACCCUCGCCACGAGCUUCUCGGAGCUCCUGUCAACGAUUGGGACGGCAAGCACGACGCCAUCUGGAAGAACUGGAUCAAGCUUUCGGAGAACCCAUGGGUUGAGCACCACACCAUCUCCGGCUCAGUGCUCUACCCUGCUGCUGGUAUGCUCGUAAUGGCCAUUGAGGGCUGCAAGCAGCUUGCGGAGCGUUCGAACCCAGGCAAGGCAAUCAAGGGAAUCCGCUUCCGUGAAGUCUCUUUCCACUCCGCCCUGCAGGUUCCCGAGGGCGCUCUGGGCAUUGAGUCGCACUUGUACCUCCGCCCUGUGAAGCAGGCUGCCUUGGAGGCAAAGGCUGCUGCUUGGCGCGAGUUCCAAGUUCUUACCGCCCAGGAGGAUGACGAGUGGCGUGAGCACUGCUGCGGUCAGGUUCUCGUCGAGUACGAUGAGGGUGCCACGGCCGUCGACGGCGGCCUUGAGGAGAAGGCAUUCAAGGCCCACUGCGAGGCCAGGAUUGACCAGGCUCGACAGAACUGCAAGAGCCAAGUCACUUCUGACAAGAUCUACGGCGCUUGGGAGAGUGUCGGCUUGACUUUCGGCCCUACUUUCCAGACCGUCGAGUCCGCUGUUGUCGACCACGACGCCGGCGUCACUCUGGCCAGGGUCAAGCCCACCACCGCUCUCCUGAAGACGAUGAUGCCUCACAACUACCUGCAGCCGCACUUGAUCCACCCCACCACUCUGGACGGUGCUCUUCAGGCAUGCCUGGUCCCUCUCGUUUCCAACCCCUCCAGGAAGCAGAAGAACGCCAUCGUCCUCUCCUUCAUGGAGGAGCUUUGGGUCUCCACUGCUGAGCACAGGGAGGAUGGCUACGUCGUCUUUGCGGACUCUGACUCUCACGGUCGCAAGAAGCACCUCAUGUCCUGCACUGCUGUCGACCCUGCCUCCAAGGAGCCCAUGAUCAAGGUGUCGGGAUGCAUUGUCACCGAGGUUGAUGGCGAUGAAGACGCAACCUCCGAGGAGGACCCCAGACACAGGGCAUGGAACUUUGACUACAAGAUCGACCCCGACUUCCUCAACCCCGAGGCGAUUGAGAAGGCCUUCACCGGACCUGAGGGUUUCCAGAAGUACCUGAGUGCCCUUGCUCACAAGAACCCCGCCAUGAAGAUCCUCGAUAUCAGCAACACUGCCGCCUUCACGAAGGCCGUUGCGUCUACAUUGGGCCAGCGCUUUUCUCAGUACGAGUUCACCGCCGAUUCUUCUUCCUCUUUGGAAGAAGCACAGAAGAACAUCGCGGAGGAGUCUGUCCAGUUCAAGGUUCUCGACAUCAAGGACGAGCCUGCUUCCCAGGGCUUCGAGUCGGCAUCUUAUGAUGCUCUCCUUGUGCCCGUUGGCCUUAUUCCCAACGAUGACAUCGAUGGUUUCCUCAACAGGUGUCUGGGUCUCCUCAAGGCCGGCGGUAAGUUCAUCUUGACGGCGGCCGAGAGCUCAGACGAGGCCAGCACCUGGGGCGAGUACUUCAGCGAGUCCGGACUUGUCAGCAUCGAUGCUGCGCUUGCCGACCAAGACUCGUCGAUCUUGGUGUUGAGCACUUCCAAGAGCACCAGUGGCACGUCGGCUUCUGGCAGCUACUUCAUCGUUGGCGAUCUCUCUUCCAGCGUCCAGAGCGCCGUUGCCGAGAAGCUGGCUUCCUCUCUGAAGGACAAGGGCGCCACGGUCAAGACCGCUGCGGUGGCUGAUCUCGCUCUCGAGGGAGAGAUUACAGAGAGCACUUACAUUGUUCUCUCGGAACUCGAAUCGCCUCUUCUUGCCUCUGCCGAUGCCACCGUCCUCUCAGCUGUCAAGAACAUGACCACCGGGAAGCGCCUGCUCUGGGUCAACAAGGAGCUGUCUCCCAAGUCUGCCCUCAUCAACGGUUUCGCUGCCAGCAUUCGUCUGGAGAAGCCCGAGCUUGAGUUUGUCACUCUCACCUUUGACCCCAAGGAGGGUGAUGAAACUGUUGCCGACAAGAUCGCCGAGGUCGAUGCACGCCUGUCGAGCACCGAGGGCCCCAUCGAGACCGCGUACAAGGUCACCAACGGCUUGAUCACUGUUCCUCGCCUUGUCGAGGCCUCGGCGAUCACCAAGCACAUCAAGCAGACUUCCAGCGACGACACCACCGAAGUCGCCUUUGGAGCCGACCCCAGCCGCCCUCUGCGCCUUCAGAUCCAGACCGUCGGUCUCCUUAGCUCGCUGCGCUUCACCGACGACCAUCUGUACUCCACUCGCCUGGAGGAUCUCGAGGUUGAGUUCCAGGUUAUGGCUACCGCCGUCAACUUCAAGGACUUGGCCGUCAUGCUCGGUAAGAUCCAGGAGACUCCUGUCGGUCUCGAGGCCGCCGGUAUCGUCACCAGAGUCGGUGCUGGAGUCACCCGCUUCAAGCCCGGUGACCGUGUCUUCGGCUUCACCUUCAACGGCGCGUUCUCUACCUACGGCAGAGGUGCGCAGGGCACCCUAGCCAAGGUCCCCGACAACCAGUCGUUCGCCGAGGCUGCAGUCAUCCCCAUCGUGUACACCACGGCGUACGCUUGUCUCUACGACAUCGGCGACCUCGAGAAGCGCCUGCGCCGCGGCAAGAAGCCCAGCUUGUUGAUCCACGCUGCCGCUGGUGGUGUCGGCCAGGCUGCGAUCCAGCUGGCCCAGCGCGAGGGUGUCGAGAUCUUCGCGACGGUUGGUAGCAUCGAGAAGCGUGACUUCCUCGAGAAGACCUACGGACUGCCCCGCGACCACAUCUUCUCCAGCCGUGACCUCACCUUCAAGGACGGUAUCAAGAGAAUGACUGGUGGCCGUGGCGUCGACAUCGUCAUUAACAGUCUUUCCGGCGACACCCUCCGCGCCACCUGGGAACUUGUCGCACCCUUCGGAAGCUUCGCCGAGAUUGGUCUGGCAGACAUUGAGUCCCGAUCUCGCAUUUCAAUGGGCAGCUUUGCCCGCGGUGUGAGAUUCGAGUCUCUCGAGCUCAACUACAUGCGCCAGACGGACGCCGACCGCCUUGACGAUCUCUUCGCACGCGCCAUGGAGAGUGUCAUUGGCCGCGAGCUCAAGAUCGAGACGCCCAUCACCAAGUUCCCUGUCUCGAAGAUCCAGGAUGCCAUGCGCUUCAUGCAGUCGGGCAAGCACAUCGGCAAGAUCCUCAUUGAGAACCACCCCGAGGAUCUCAUCCCUGUGGUUGCGCCCUCCAAGCCCCGUGCCGAGUUCGCCUCUGAUGCCACCUACGUUGUCUCUGGUGGUUUCGGUGGUCUUGGUCUGGAGAUCAUCCGCUGGAUGGUCAGCCAGGGCGCGCGCAACCUGAUUGUCACAUCAAGGAAGGGACCCAGUGAUGAGGCCUCCAAGGCUCUCGUCAGCGAGCUGCAAGGCAACGGCGUCAAGAUUGUCACUCCUCACUGCGACAUCACUGACAAGAAGGCUCUGGAGAACGCGAUUUCUUCUGCUCUUGCCUCCUUGCCUCCAGUCCGUGGAUGCAUCCAAGCUUCUACGGUCCUCAACGACAAUGCUUUCGGCGAGAUGACUCUCGACCAGUGGAACACUGCCGUCAACGUCAAGGUCACCGGAACCAAGAACCUGUGGGAGGUGCUCUCCAGCGCUUCUGCGCUCGACUUCUUCGUCAUGCUGUCAUCCCUGACCAGUGUCACCGGCAACCAGGGCCAGGCCAACUACAGCGCCGGAAACUCGUUCCAGGAUGCCUUCGCCAAGUUCCUCUCCGCUCAAGGCCACAACGUCGCCGCCCUCGACGCGCCCGUCUUGACCGAUGCCGGCAUGGUCGCUGCCAGACCCCAUUUGAGGACCUACCUGCUCUCCAUCGGCUGGGCGUCCAUGUCCGUUGAGGAGCUCAUCAACGCGCUUGACUACUACUGCCGCCCCAACUCGCAGAGCGCAGAGGAGAAGGUCAAGGAGGCCCAAGUCGUUCCCAGACUGUGGCUCCCCAAGUACUCCGCAGACGAGGGCGCUGAGCAGCCUACCUGGCAGACCGAGCCCAUGUACAACCACCUGGUUCUGCAGGGCGCCGGAAACGGCGGCUCGCUGCCCGGAAAGCAGGGCUCUUCCAAGCGCUCGGUUGGCGACCUGAUCUCGGCCGCCGAGACAUUGGAGGAUGCCGAGCAGAUCGUCCUGGACACAUUGCUGGCGCAGCUGUCCAAGAUUCUCAGCUACGAGUUGGCCGACCUCGACCCCUCCAGGCCCUUGAACGCCUACGGUGUCGACUCGCUUGUGGCUGUCGAGCUUCGCGUGUGGAUGACCAAGGAGAUUGGUGCCGAUAUCUCGGUCUUCGAGAUUACCAGCGGCCAGCGCAUCAAGCAACUUGCCGGAAAGGCGGCUGCUACGUCAAGAUUCCGCCCGAGCGCGAAGGCGGAGUAA